AACCAAACUUCAGGGAAAUCCCCCAAAACACUUUCAUGGUCUAUAUAAUAAGUUCAACAAAUCAUGGAUACCUUUUACUAGCGAUCAACUUUGGUACCCAGGAGGAGCUCCCAAAAAUGAACAUUCUAAUUGUUUUCGCCCUUCCGCUCUACAUGGCUUCCUUGGUUCGGAGCGCACCUCUUCCAGGGUUAUCCGGGGAUAACUUCAGAUCACUUGUGGAUACAGAUUUUUACAACAACGUCGACAUCAGCCUCAGUAUACUGAGGAAAAUCGUCCACGCCAUUCCCGAGACGCACAACGCAUGCCUCACCUCAAAGGCAUUUGAGCUCAACUCGACAAAAGGCGAGUUUACGUUGGUGGCAGAAAGAAUUGGCAUUCCCGUCUCCCCCGCUCUUCAUCUCUUGUCAGAAAAUUCUACUAUGGAGACCAGUUUGGUCCUGAUGUCUGAGGGCCUUCUGCUGCAUCAAUCUCUGCUCAGCAAUAUUUCCACUCAUCUGGGACCCCAGGACACAGUGACAGAGCUGCUUACCGACAUCAGAGAUCUGCUGUUCCACAUCCGCAAGCUGCUGAAGGACAUCAAGGUGGAUUCAGCGGAGCAACCCACGGCCCGCUGGCCGGACCUCAAUCUGUCCGAUGACUUUGAUGUUCAGGUGACGACUCACCUCACUCUGCAGCAGCUGCAGGGCUUCGGCCAGGACAUGGAGCGGAUCCUGAGACUAGUGGCCCAAGCCAACGAGGACGUGACCCAGCCCACCGACUCUGAGCAAUUGUAGUGAAGAAAGCCCCCACACUCCAUGCCUCCCACCCCACACUCCAUGCCUCCCACCCCACACUCCAUGCCUCCCAAACCAGUCUCCCUGCCUCCCACCCUAGUCUCCAUGCCUCCCCCCAGACUCCAUGCCUCCCAAACCAGUCUCCCUGCCUCUUACCCUGCACUCCAUUCUCCCCCGCAAAAUCCGAAGAAACUCAAAGAAACAAGACGAGUAGCUAUAGGAAUCAGAACACAAGGGGGGUAUGUCUAUGUUUGAGUUAGAGUCUGGAUCUGCCGCCACACAGGGGCGGCAGAUCCAGAUGUGGACCUCAACAUCCUGAAAGUCUACAUCAGGGAUUUCAACUUGAUGGGAGUAUCAUGGAUGUAUCAUUUUAUUUAUUAAUAACCGUAUUUUAUUUAUAUAUAUAUAUAUAACUUAUUUAUUUUUUCUAUUUUGUAUUUAUUUUUGGAAACGUGCUUUCGAUAUUGACAGUGAUUGGAUUAUUUUGAUAUACCAGACUUUCAUUUAAGGGUUGGUCUUGAGUAGGAUCUUGGGAACCAGAUUGUUAUCAUACAGACAUUAGCCGCGUUUACAUGGACACAUCUGAUCCGCAUAGAAAUCUAUGCGGAUCAGAUGUGCCAUGUAAACGCGGCUAUUUGCAUCAUGGAGCUGCUGGCAAUUCUAAUGGUGUAGAAUAAUAGAUAGAAUAAUAUUCAGUAAAUGGAAUGACUGUGUUCAUUUGUGAAUGACUUUCAAGCUCCUUAGACCAUACUGCCAAACCUCCCAUUUUUUGGAAGAUUAUACUUGAAACAAAGCAACAAGCUGGGUGAGACGUGACCAGCAAAAUAAUUUGGCCCCUCAGUUUCAACUUGCGGUUUUGUUCAAAUCGGUCCUUUUGUAAUACAGAAGUGAAAAAAGUAAUUUCGUUCCGAUUUGAGUGCCAAGUGUCUUUUUCCCUGACCUGUUCCCGAGAGGAAACGUCACAGGAUGUUUGUUGUAGUGUCAUGCCAGGCCAGACUUUGCAAUAUGAAGAAAUGUAGCAACGUCCCCAACAUGUGACUCGACUGGCGAUGUUGCGUUGGAGUUGUGGGUCAUUGUCAAACUGCGUUUUUACUUUUUUUUUUUUUAUUUGAACUGUGUAACCACAUGGUCAUGUGUUAUGCUGCUCAGAUAAUUACUAUUUGCGGGGAAGAGAAAUAUUUAACAUGCCUUAAGAUGAAUAUGUACCUAAUUUAUACUAGUUGUUUACCAUUUUACAUAUUUUCAAGCUGCACAUAUAUAUUUAUUAAAAAUAUUAUAUUAAAAAAU
Messenger RNA from Gadus morhua (Atlantic cod), 2060 nucleotides. RefSeq lists its product as uncharacterized. Gene Ontology annotation, molecular function: cytokine activity. The transcript has 5 exons. Lineage: Eukaryota; Metazoa; Chordata; Actinopteri; Gadiformes; Gadidae. The coding region runs from base 36 to 773 and encodes 245 amino acids. Gene Ontology annotation, biological process: positive regulation of myeloid cell differentiation. The record is from RefSeq and is a predicted model, not a curated record.